GCAGUGUCACGUGAUCCGUGACGCCGCCUCUUGCCCUUGACUGUGAUGGCGGCUUCUUCCUCCUCUGCCCUGAUGGUGGCUGCGGCCGUGGCUCUGGGCGGCGGGCUAGUGUUGGUGGCUCGCAGGCUAAUGAGCAGCAGCGGUGCUCGAGCGGCCGGCUCCGGGCUCAUGCGGGGGAAGACGGUGAUCAUCACCGGGGCUAACAGCGGCAUCGGGCGAGCCACGGCGGCCGAGCUGGUCCGGGAGCAGGCCCGGGUGAUCCUGGCAUGCAGAGACCGGGGCCGGGCGGAGGAGGCGGCCCGGGAGCUGUGGCUGGAGGGACCCGGGGAGGUGGUCAUCAAAGAGCUGGACCUCAGCUCACUGCGAUCCGUCCGCAGGUUCUGCCAGGAGGUGGUCAAGGAAGAACCUCACUUGGAUGUCCUCAUCAAUAAUGCUGGGAUCUUUCAGUGUCCCUACAUGAAGACAGAAGAUGGAUUUGAAAUGCAGUUUGGUGUCAACCAUUUGGGCCAUUUUCUCCUCACUCAUUUGCUUCUGAGCCUCUUGAAAAGUUCUGCUCCUAGUCGGAUUGUGGUUGUUUCAUCAAAACUUUACAAAUACGGUGAAAUCAACUUUGACGACUUGAACAGUGAGAAGAGUUACAGUAAAAGUUUUGGCUACAGUCGCAGCAAAUUGGCCAAUAUUUUGUUCACUAGAGAACUCUCCAGACGUUUGGAAGGCACGGGGGUUACAGUCAAUGCUCUGCAUCCUGGGAUUGUCAGAACUAAUUUAGGGAGAUACAUCAAUAUUCCUAUUUUGAUGAAGCCCUUGUUUAGCGUGGUGUCAUGGGCCUUCUUUAAAUCGCCAGAGGAAGGUGCUCAGACAUCUAUAUAUUUGGCUACCAGUCCAGAAGUUGAGGGAGUAUCUGGGAAGUACUUUGGUGAUUGCAAAGAAGAGGAGUUACUGCCCAAAGCCAUGGAUGAUUUAGUAGCUCGAAAACUCUGGGAUAUCAGUGAAAUUAUGGUUGGGCUUAUAAGAUAGACAUUUAAACUAUUCUACUAAAGUGGAGGCACACAUAUUAAAGCAUACCAACAACAGAGGCACUGUGAACAGGUGUCUUUCUAUAAAUAUAAUUGUCAAUGUUAAGGAUAAUGCUUAAAAAAAAAAAAACCUUUGCUUUUUAAUAAAGGAAAGGUUUUUUUUUUAACCAUUUUAUAGACAUCUCAA
Pelobates fuscus (common spadefoot toad) is the source of this 1203-nucleotide messenger RNA. RefSeq names its product retinol dehydrogenase 14 (gene RDH14). NCBI's taxonomy places the organism in Eukaryota, Metazoa, Chordata, Amphibia, Anura, Pelobatidae. The transcript is spliced from 2 exons. The coding region runs from base 46 to 1017 and encodes 323 amino acids. The record is from RefSeq and is a predicted model, not a curated record.